This is a messenger RNA of Darwinula stevensoni, 1468 nucleotides long. The record is from the annotation of a GenBank genome assembly. NCBI's taxonomy places the organism in Eukaryota, Metazoa, Arthropoda, Ostracoda, Podocopida, Darwinulidae.
AUGAUCGAAUCUGGACUGAAAGGUAACAAUAAAGACACAAAUCCCAUUUUCAAAGACGUGACGGAGAAAUGGCUUCAGAAACUUUGCCCUGCCAGGGGAAUCCAGCUCUUCUGCGUCACUGAGUUUCUUCAAUCGGAAAAGGGGAAGAAAUUGGCAAGGCCAAGGGACCGAGAAUCCCUGAAUCGGGUGCGUCCUUCGAACGGAGCUCCGAGGGUCCUUCCGCGCAUCCCUUUUCGUCCGUGGGUUCAACGAUUCGACGUUCGAUUCGUCUAUCGAUUCGUAGGGUUUGAUCGGGACUGCUUGGGGAGAGUGGACGUGGGAAAUUCAUCCCCACCCCAUCGCAAAGUGGAACCUUUUUUCCACAAGCCUCCCCGAGGUGACGUCCCUGGAGACGACAGAACGUGGGGAGAUCGCAUGCCUUCGGGGCCAGAGGCGAGACUCCACCCGACUCGACGCUCCAAGCGGGAUUUCCGAGUCGCAGUCACCGCCGUCUGGGAGGAGGCGGCGGCGAGGGUCGAAGGGAAAACGCUCCCAAAGGCGGAUACAUUCGCCGACUCUCCAUGGCUGGCCCUGCCGGUGUUGUGCGUCCUGCUGACGUCAUGCGUGGCGAACCCCCUCCCGGUGGAAGUACCAGCAGGUGUGAGUCCAGCCGCGUGCCCCAACUACCCUAUCUGCGACCCGAAUGUUGACCCUCAAUCGGGACUGGCCCGAGGGGUCGGUGUCCCGGUGGUUGCACCCAUCAUUAAUCUCGAGUACCCGGCGGGACUCGACUUCACGCAAUGCCACAACUUCCCCUUCUGCUCGGAUAACCUGCCGGAUUCCUUCCGUGCCGCACUCGCCCCUCCACUGCAGAAUUCCGUGAAGGUCCCCGCUGGCGUGAAUCCGGCCGUUUGUCCCAACUACCCCUUCUGCAACUACGCUCCGCUCAAUCCAUUUCCAGUAGUAAGCCAGGGGCAGGAGCAAACGGGCCAGCUGAAUGACUACGACUAUACACAGGGUAACGCCGAAGGCCAGGUGGGAGCCCCUGCAGUCAAGGACUACGAUUACCAACCUGGCACUGCCAAUGACCAGGUGGAAGUAAUUGAGAUUUCUGGCGAUCAGGGCGGAACCACUCUGAACGACUACGACUACCAAUCGGGUAAUCCCGUCCAGCCGGCUUCAGCUGGAGCGGAGCUGGUUGUUCCUAUCGUGCAGGUCCCACCUGUGGACGCCAGGUCGGCGUCCCUUUCCCAGCCUCAACAGUUCCAGUCGGCUCAGUACCCUGCCGACUUCGAUCCUGCCAGCUGUCCUAAUUUUCCCUUCUGUCAUAACUAGAGUACGAAAAAGCAUCGUGUGAUGGGUGAUUUGCACGUUGACUGCCUCCUUGUUUACGCAGGGACCGUUUUCUUUUUGCCAAAAAGUCUUUCAUAUGGAUGAAUGUGACCCUUUUGACGAUGUUUUUGACCCCCAAUAAAAGAGAUUUGACCAA